UUUUUUUUUUUCUCAUCAGAAUGAGAGGAAAGAUGCGAUUCUGGAGUAAAAGCAAACAGGGCGGGAAGAAAGUGUCCAGGGAGAAGCUGGCCAGCAGGAGUGAAAGUGCUGCUGAGACGCCCGGUAAGAGAUGUCCUGUGGACAACGGCGGUGACUGCCAAGAGCGUCCGUCCCCUCCUCGCAGUCCAGAUGCGGAGGCCUCAUCGCCGCGCGGGAGGCGGGACAGCAAGGAGAACAAGGAGCCGUCUCCCAAGAUGAAGCGGCGGCGCAGCCUCAAGAUCAGCAGCGUGGCCCUGGAACCCGCCCAGUGGCAGAACGACGCCUUGCACAUCCUCACCUCGGCUCACGACUAUCGCACCAUGAACGACUUCCUCCUGAAGAAGAUUGCCGACCUGGAGAGCGAAAACGGCAAGAAGGACACCAUGGUGGAUGUGGUCUUCAAGAAAGCCCUGAAGGAGUUCCGCAUCAACAUCUUCAACUCGUACUCCUCCGCCCUGGCUGUGAGUCCCUGAAGGAUUCUGCUUAUUUUGUUCAGCCGGAGGUUCGCAAACGUG
Molecule: messenger RNA, 554 nt
Organism: Hippocampus comes (tiger tail seahorse)
Lineage: Eukaryota; Metazoa; Chordata; Actinopteri; Syngnathiformes; Syngnathidae
Product: unconventional myosin-IXa-like
Exons: 3
Coding region: 21-512 (163 amino acids)
Biological process (GO): establishment of epithelial cell apical/basal polarity; intracellular signal transduction
Cellular component (GO): actin filament; axonal growth cone
Molecular function (GO): GTPase activator activity; actin filament binding; microfilament motor activity
Source: RefSeq, a predicted model, not a curated record